CACUCUCACACGCUCUCUUCACGUCUCUCUCUCUCUCUCUCUAUCUGACCUCCACCACCGUUUCAUUUAUUCAUUUCGUUUCAUUUCCCCGAACUCCAAGAAACUCUUCUUGCUCUCGCUCUCUUUCUCUCUCUUUCUUUGGCUCACUUGGAGCUUUAAUGGUGGAAAUGUGAAACUAGAGAACGGAGAGUCGUACAAUUCUGUGAGAAAUUAGGGUUUUUUUGUUUGAAUUUUAUGUUGCAAAGUUUGAGGACGGAAAAAUGCCGUUGACGAGGUAUCAGAUAAGGAAUGAGUACGGUUUGGCGGAUCCGGAGCUGUAUGCAGCUGCGGAUAAAGAUGAUCCCGAGGCUCUCUUGGAAGGAGUGGCUAUGGCUGGUCUUGUUGGUGUAUUGCGCCAGCUAGGUGACCUCGCUGAGUUUGCGGCUGAAAUAUUCCAUGACUUGCAUGAAGAAGUAAUGGUGACUGCUGCAAGAGGCCACGGUCUAGUGGUUCGUGUCCAACAGCUUGAAGCAGAGUUCCCUUCAAUUGAGAAGGCACUUCUAUCCCAAACUAAUCAUUCAUCCUUUUUCACCAAUGCAGGUGUUGAUUGGCAUCCUAAUUUGCGUUCCGAACAAAAUUUGGUUACUCGUGGAGAUUUACCUCGCUUUGUGAUGGAUUCUUAUGAAGAGUGCAGGGGUCCACCACGGUUAUUCCUUUUGGACAAGUUUGAUGUUGCUGGGGCUGGGGCAUGUUUAAAGCGUUAUACUGAUCCUUCGUUCUUUAAAGUGGAAGCAGCAUCCUCUGGAAUGGCAACAGUUGAGUAUCAAAGGGAAAAAAAGACCCGUAAAGCAAAGAAGAAAGGAUCGCGCUGGAGGAAUGGAGAAACACCAGAAGUCAUACCAGCAUCUACAAAAUUGCAUCAGUUGUUUUUGGAAGAGCGUAUUGAGAAUGGUUAUAGUGAUCCUGCACGUCUUGUGAAAUUAAAGAGAAGGCAAUUGAAUGGAUCUGCAAUUGAUUCAAAAGGUCGGAAAAGUUACAUGGAAAAGUUUGUGGAGACGCCUUCACCAGAGCAUAAAAUGGUUUGUGAAACAUCUGUUUCACCAUCACUCUUGAAGUUAACGUCUGAGAAUACAAGUGAAUCAGGGCUUAGAAUACUUGAAAUUGGUACAGUGAGUUCUGCUGAAAAGUCACCACUAAAAGAAAGUGCUUGUUCAUCACCUAAUGACCAUGAAGUUGUAUUAAAGGCCCUGAUGAAUGGUUUUAAUGAAGGGGUGGCCAGCAGAGAAAUUGUCAAGGUGCCUGAGCCACCCCUUAACGAUGAGACAGUUGACAUUCCUUCCACCGUUCAUGAUGAGGCAGUUGAGCAAUUAUUAUCCGUUAAUGAAGAAGACAAAACUGAAGGCAGUGUAAAUGGGUAUGCUUCUGAUGAUGUUACCAGUGAGGUAGACAAUUACAUGGAUGCUCUAGCUACCAUGGAGUCAGAAAUAGAAACAGACAAUGAGUAUAAACCUAAGAAUAAUUUGCAUCUUUUUAAUACUCAAAAACAUGGGACAGAUUUUGAUGCAAAUGAAGAAAAUUCAGAGCUCCAAGCUCAACUUUCAGAUUCACAGUCAGUUGGAAACUUCUCUAUGUCAGAUGAUGGGAAUAAUUCAUUCAAGAAAAACAGAUCAAGUUUUUCAUGCUCUGACACUCCAAGCAGCUUGGUUGAGAAUACACCAUCAGAUUGUGAUGGAGUGUCUAAAGUAGUCCCUUCUACUGCAACUGGAGCUGAGAUUGCAGAUGUGCCAUCCAACCAGCUCUCUGUAAUUGAUGAGUCUCUGGUGACAACUUCCAAUGAGCUUGUGGUGUCUCAUGAUACACGGAUUCAGGGAGUCCAUUGCUCUGAUGUGGAAGAUGCAUCUAGUAGUGUGCUGCUUGAGGAUUUGAAUUCAAUACCAGUACAAUUAGAUCCUGGAACCAGCUUGUCAACAGCUCCAUUGAUGGGAUCCAAAAUAGAUGAAAUGCCUACUGAACAUAUUAUGCUUGGUUCUACUUUACCCAGUACAGAUGAAAAGGGAGUAAUCCAUGUUGAUCUGCCAUCUGUUAUCCCUGAUGUUUCCUCUGCAACUAAUUAUGAUUACACAAACACUUCUGAAAGCUUUCCUCAGAAUGAAGAUGGAGAUCCAAAUGUCACUUCUGAUGCUUUACCUCAUUUUUCGAACAUUUCAGAGCUGGCUUUUGAAAACACAAGUAGAGAUAAUUCUAUGAACGGACUUUUUCAUACACAACAUGAGGAUGAAGAUUCAAAGCAAAAUUUACCAAGUGCCUCAGAGGAAGAAAAGCAGUUCUGUUCCUCUGCCUUGGCAGAAGAAGCUUGUUCUGCAAAUUUGCUAUUGACUGACAGUUUGCCUGCUUCUAGUUCUUAUUAUUCAGAUGUUGUGGAGAGUGACAAUUUGAUUUCCAAAGUGGAUGAUGCUGUUACAGCAGCUGUAGUCAACUAUGAAGUUUUACCUCCCAUGGUGGAUAGUGCACAGAGCACUGGCUCAGAAGAGACUCCUUCCGCAAUGGAUUCUUCACAGACCCAAAGCUUAAUGGGGCAACAAUUCUCAGAUUCAGGUGAAAAUGUUCAUAAUGUUCCUGUCACAGCAGAAAUGGGUGUUACAUAUUCCAAGGAGAAAUCAUAUACGGAAGAGAGUUCUAGGGUGGUGGACAGUGAGGAAAUAUGCCUAUCUACCAGCUAUAUGGAUGCAGUGGACGAAAAUCCUGUUUCUCUGGGACUACUGUCUAACCUUCCAGAUUACCCUGGCAGUGAUGGCCAUAUAAAUUCAGAUGAUGUGGUACCCGAACCAGUUAAUGGAGUAGAUCUGUCCAUGCCUUCUGUUGUUGUUGAUGAUGCUGUCGGUGAUGUCAACAAUGUUAGCUGCAUGUCUCGUGAUGCAGUUUGUUCUCCAUCAAGGGAUCUUACGGAUUUACGAGAAUCUCCUCUUGGCUCUGAGGAUCACCUUGAGAAAGAAGUGGAAUUUGAUGAGGCGGUUUGUUCUCCAUCAGGGGAUCUUACUGAUUUACGAGAGUAUCCUCUUGGCUCUGAGGAUCACCUUGAGAAAGAAGUGGAAUUUGAUGAGGCGGUUUGUUCUCCAUCAAGGGAUCUUACUGAUUUACGAGAAUCUCCUUUUGGCUCUGAGGAUCACCUUGAGAAAGAAGUGGAAUUUGAAGAGGCGGUUUCUCCAAAAUAUCUUAUGGAAUCAGAAGCACAAAAGCAAUUAGGUCAACUGGAUGUUGCUCCCACAAAUUUGGACUCGAACACAUGUAUGUCAGUGCCAUAUGACAGGUCCAGUUCUAAGAUAGUUAAUGAUGUACAUGAUUUAUCUCAGAACAGCUUGCCUGUUGGUGAUAUUGGUGCAGUCUCAACACCUUUGGAGAUGAAAGAUGAAGAGUCUGAAUCAAAAUCUCCAUCUCAAAGUAAUAUGUUAGAUUACAUGGAAGAUGCUGAGCUGUUACCUACCUGUAACCUACCAGAGUCAAAUACUGUUUUAGAAAAGUCUUUAAAGUCACAAGCUGAUCAAGCUGAUGUGGAAUGUCUGCAGUCUGAUGAUGCAAUGCUUCAUCCAGAAACUCCUUCAGAAGAAUCUCAGUUACAAUCUGAUCAGCCUGAUGUGAAAUGUCUAGUAGAUCAAGUGAAUUCUAACUCAUCAGUUCUUUCAUCUGAAGAGGUUGAAUCCUUAGAUCUCAUGGAUAAGGAAAAAUGCGAACACAGAGAAUCUCGAAUAAGCUUACAUCAAGAUUUAAAUGUUUCUUCGGAAUCUCUUCAAGAAAAAUUUCCAAGUCAGCCUUCAACAUCAGAGUUCUUACCAGAGUCAGUAGGUCAGGAAGUUGAUAAUACAAAACAAGCCUUUAAUUCAUCAGAGUCAGUUUUUCCUAGCUUUGGUUUGCUCCAUGAACCAGCUCAAGUUGAUCUGGGGGAGAUGCCACCGUUGCCACCUCUACCUCCUAUGCAAUGGAGGAUGGGAAAGUCUCAACAUACUUCCCUCAUGCCGCAAAGAUUAUCGGUGGAGCCUUAUCAUGACUUGUUUUCACCGAUACAGCCAUCAAAAGCCAAUGAGAGAGCUCAAUUUGAAGUACCAGCAUCCCAGAGUGGUUUACAGCAGCCAGAGAACCUGUUUUUGCCUCUCACAAUUGUAGAAAAUAAGAAAUCCGUAGAUAUUUCUGAGCCUUUGGCAAGUAAUCUGAUGCUGCCAACCACAUAUUCAUUGCAAUUGCCAGAAAUGGUUCAUGAUGCUAAUGGCCAAUUCAGUCACCUUGCUUAUGGGGGAACACAAUCCCUAAACCCAUUCUUAACAUUACCAGUUACAUCUAAUGAGAAGCCUGGGCAUAGUUACCUUGCUUUUGAGGGAGACAUGGUGCAGUCUGGUUCAAAUCCCUUCUUGCCAGGACCAACCACUGAGUAUAAAACUCCUACACAUGAUCAUGUAAUUUCAGAAGAAGCAAUCCAGCCUCCGAAACAGUUGGCGCUGGAAACAACUAUAGACAACAAGGUGAAUGAGCAACCAUUAGAUAGUUCAGGAGAGCAAGGGACAAAGCAUAGUUCAGAAGAGCAAGGGACAAAGCAUAGUUCAGAAGAGCAAGGGACAAGGUUUAUCACCUCUGUGCAAACUUCAACAUUGACAGAUGAGCAGUAUCAGCUCAGUUUGCCAAUGACAAAAGGAGAAACAGCAUGGUCCUCAGGUAUUUCCACUAUGGCUCUGGUGACAGACUUUGAAAACGGACAGGCAAAUGGAAGUCCAACGAACAAGCUCCCUCGUCCUAGGAAUCCCCUUAUUGAUGCUGUUAAUGCUCAUGGAAAAAGCAAGUUGAGAAAGGUAACUGAACGAGUUCGGCCUCAGAUUGGACCAAAGUUAGAUGAAAGAGAUUCAUUGCUAGAACAGAUACGAACUAAGUCUUUCAACUUGAAGCCUGCUGCGACAACGAGACCCAGCAUUCAGGGUCCUAAAACCAACUUGAAGGUUGCUGCCAUCCUGGAGAAAGCAAAUGCAAUUCGCCAGGCAUUAGCUCCCAGCGAUGAAGAUGAUGAUGAUAAUUGGAGCGACUCUUGAAGGAACUAAUUUUCAUACAGUGCCUUAUUAGCUCAGUUAUUACCCUGAAAAUGGGUGGGGAGUGCUAUCCUUCAGCACAAAGAGGAAGUCUGGUGGAUUUUUUUUUUUUCCGGCCUACACUAUUUUCAUGUAAUAUAUAUCCCUUUCACAACCCCCUCUCACCCUCCUCUUGCCCCAAAGAUGCGUUUGUUGUCAAGUGUUAUGCUGUAUCCCACGAAAAUUUGAUGUGGAGCUCAGCUGCUCUGCUUUUUACACAUGAACAACUUAAGAGGCUCAGCGUGUAAGCGCUGUGCCUAUUGAAAAUAUGUUUGUUAUAAUCAUUUAAAGAUGUUGUUGGUGGGUGUAAAUUGUGUUGGAGUGUAUAAAUUUUGAUAUGUAGUCUUACUUGCAAUGGAAAUUUUGUAAUUUUGUAUGAUUGUAAACGGCCGCUUAAUUGUGUAUUUAGUUAAUGAAUGGAUUCUUAUGCAAAGAAUCUUUUUUUU
This is a messenger RNA of Ziziphus jujuba (common jujube), 5530 nucleotides long. Its product is annotated as protein SCAR2. Gene Ontology annotation, cellular component: cytoskeleton. Gene Ontology annotation, biological process: positive regulation of Arp2/3 complex-mediated actin nucleation; actin cytoskeleton organization. NCBI's taxonomy places the organism in Eukaryota, Viridiplantae, Streptophyta, Magnoliopsida, Rosales, Rhamnaceae. The record is from RefSeq and is a predicted model, not a curated record. The transcript has 9 exons. Gene Ontology annotation, molecular function: actin binding; Arp2/3 complex binding; protein kinase A regulatory subunit binding. Bases 261 to 5048 code for a protein of 1595 amino acids.